Molecule: messenger RNA, 2980 nt
Organism: Gopherus flavomarginatus (Mexican gopher tortoise)
Lineage: Eukaryota; Metazoa; Chordata; Testudines; Testudinidae
Product: phospholipase A2 inhibitor gamma subunit B-like
Exons: 7
Coding region: 665-1204 (179 amino acids)
Cellular component (GO): extracellular region
Molecular function (GO): phospholipase inhibitor activity
Source: RefSeq, a predicted model, not a curated record
GGAGGCCCUUCAGCCAGCGCUGUUGCAGAGCAGCAAGGUCAGGGGCUUUGCUGAUGCAAUUGCCCCUUUCCCACCUGAGCAGCUAGUCAAAGUUCAGCUGCAGUUAAUGUUGGACUGGGCUGGAAUUUCAAAGCCCCCUGCUCCCGCACUGGAGAUGUGAUUCUCCCUGGCUCCAGUUAAUGUUCUUGGAUGUCUUUGUCUUUGACCCGGGAGGUCAGAUCUCUGCCGCACCCUUAGCAGGGAACUGGGGACAGGACAGAGCGUGGCAGGAGAUCAGCUCCCGACCCAAGGAGGGGUGAAUUGCAAGCUAAAACCACCUAACUGAGCCCAUCUAUAAAAAGAGAGAGACAGAGAAAGAACAGAGCGAGAGACGGGUGCAGCUUUUCCACUCUGCAGAACGAACCACCGACUUCACCCCAGACACACUUUACUGCAGGGAGCUUUUGGUGGGUGCUGUGAAUAUACCAGCCACAAAGCAGCUCAGAGGUGCCGUUACUCCAGAACUGUGGCAAAUGGCUCUGUAAUUCCACCCACCCUGUCAACCGCCUCAUGCAUGCGCCAUUCCUCGUCUGGCUGAAAUAAAAUCAAUCUUGUGAUAAAUCCCCUGGCAGGAGAUUUGGCUGCAUCACAGACCCCAGUGCCGACCUACUGUUUCUCCAUCACCAUGGAGGCUUCUCUUGUCAUCUGUAUCCUUGCUGCUCUCCUGGCUACGGGGGCCUGUCUGCAGUGUGAGGUUUGCGAAGGCCAAGGAACCAGCUGCACGGGCAGCAUGCGGCCCUGCCCAGCUGGGGAGGACUCUUGUGCCAUCGCUGUGACAGUAACCACAAUGGCGGGAGUGAACACCCAGAGCAUUCAUAAGGGCUGUGUGAUGUCCAGCCAGUGUAGAGCCAGCCUCAUCUCGAUGAAUUUUGGGUAUGGAAUGACAACAAGGACAAGUGUCGCCUGCUGCCUGGGAGACACCUGCAGAACAACCACAGUUGCAGUGCCCCCGGCUGACCCCAAACCCAACGGCCGGCGCUGCCGCGGCUGCUACGCGUUGAACGCUGAUCAUUGCAAUGAGCAAACCAUAAAUUGUACUGGAUCUGAGACCCGAUGUCUCGACGCUACUGGGACCAUAACAUCUGUGAGGAAAUUUUCAUUCUUACAGGUGGGGUCAGCAAGAAGCCAGUUAAGAACAGAAGCGCGGCCGCACUGGGUCAGGUGAAUGGUGCAGGUGGCCCGGUGUCCGACAGGGCCACCCCCAGAACUUCAUGGGCAGUGCACAGAACGCUGCGAUUUUGGAGAGACCCACCCCUGGCUUCCCCUCCCAGCUUGUGGCCAUUGGUGGGGUAGGGACACCUGGAGUGUGGCAUUGUCUCUGACCGUUUUCGCCAAUAGCCAUGGAUGGCCCUAAUCUGCAGGAAUGUCUCUAGCUCUUUUCUGACCCCUGCUGUACUUUUGCCCAUCCCCUGGCAAGGAGUUCCACAGGCUAAUUGUGUGGCGAAGGGAAAACUACAGCCUCUUGUUUGUAUGAAACCUGCUGCUUGUUCAUUUCAUUGGGCGACCCCUGGUUUUGGUGUUGUGGGACAGGGGAAAUAGCAGUUUUUCAGUCACUUUUUCAAUGGCCUGGCACGAUUUUCUCCCCAUCUGUCACAUCCCCCUGACGCUGCCCCCCGAGGCUGAGAAUACCACAUUCAGGACCCACUGCUGACAACUGGGACAGACGCUCUCCACGCGCCUGGUGAUUCUAUCAUUAGAGCUUACCGAGCCAGUAACAGAGAUGGGCUUGUGUGUCAUCACACUGGUUAACAAGAAGCCACAAACACAGGCCCCGCAGGCAGGCCAGCCCUUGGCUCACCACCCAGAUACUUUUUAGGCUUUAUGAUGAAUUGUUCCUGAAAACCAGUUUCACCAGAAUUAGCGUCCUUCCGCUCCCAAAGGAUUAGCCACUUAGCCAGCUCAAUAUGAGUCAGAUCUUACCCAGUAAGCAUGUGUCUGCCGAUCCUUAUAGUAACUAGAACCUACAGGUUUAAUAAUAGGAGAGACUUAUAAGUGGUUAGUGGAUCAUACACCCACAAGUAUCAGGGGGUUGUUGUGUGGGCCUGUAUCCACACCAAAAACCAGGAGGCCAGUGGCAUCUUAAAGACUAACAGAUUUAUUUGGGCGUAAGUUUUCAUGGGUUAAAAAUCCCACUACCCACGAAAGCUUGUGCCCAAAUAAAUCUGUUAGGCUUUAAGGUGCCACCGGACUCCUCGAUUUUCAGUGUCCAUAGAUCAGGAUCAUAGCAGGGAUGGGAUAAACCGCUAGCGGUCACAGGUCUCUCUGGACUCACCCAAACAGCUUGGGGGUCGCCAGCCCUUGUUAAGAGCUUCCGUGGUAGAAAGUGAGCCCGGAGAAAUGAGGUAGGGACGCAAAGACAGUAUGGAGAUUUCGCAAGUGCCUUUUUAUAUCGUGUGCACAGAAAUGUACUGACCCAAAUGAAGGCCACUGCUCAUUUGUGGAAAGUUACUGGCCCAUGAUGGAGUCCAGGGUCACGUGAGCCUAUCACAUGGCUUCACGUGGUUUGCUGAAUCGCAGGGGUUGGCCAUUGGCUCCUCAGGGCUGGAGGAGUUUCUUCAAUGGCCCAUUGUUAGAGUGCAGGGUCCUCUACUUCAGCCACAAGGCUAAGCCAGGCACGUCAAUGGGAUAAUCAAACGUAGCAAAUCGCACCGGUUCCAGUGACACCGGCCCGGACGUCCUUUGGACACGAUGUGUUACAACUGUAUAACCGUGGCAGCAGCAGAGACACAAACGGUCGUCUUUCCUAUACACAGCAUCACCCCCCUCCAUCCCGAGUCGUCUCUUUGCCAAGCUGAACAGCCCUAAGCUCGAGUCUCACCUCAUACGGAAGCUGCUCCAUGCCCUGAGAUUAGGCUCAGAAAGACGCCAGUGGGGAAAACAGGCAACACAGGCUAGGAUCCCAUUGUGCCAGGAGCUGUACAUUAUCAUUGCUAUUUAUUAG